GAGAGUCGUGAGUCGGUCAGUCUAUCUAUUGAGCUGACCAUUCACAUCUUUAAGCUUUCUCUCUCUAAAAUUAAACAUCCACACUCCAUUUGCCCAAGUUAAACAACUAAAAUUGUGUUCUUGGGGCUGCAAGGAGGACCUGAAGUUGAUCUCAGACUGCGCUGAUCGCCACGGUGACCAGAACAUCACAGAUACCUUCACUGCUAACAGAUGGAUGCAGCCAGGGAGGUGAAACAGGAGGAAGUAAAAGAGGAGGAGAAAAAGGAGGAAGAAGAUGCUGAUUCAAAGGUUCGACACUCACAUCAGUUCACAGUGAAAUUCUCCAAUGAGGACGUGGAAUACACCAUUGACUGUGAUCAACCUCACACAGUGCUGGAGAUGGAUGCAGCCAGGGAGGUGAAAAUAAAAAAGGAGGAAGAAGAGGAGGAGAAAAAGGAGGAAGAAGAUGCUGAUUCAAAGGUUCGACACUCACAUCAGUUCACAGUGAAAUUCUCCAAUGAGGACGUGGAAUACACCAUUGACUGUGAUCAACCUCGCACAGUGCUGGAGGUGAUAAAAUCAGAUCUGCCAAAACAGUUUCAGAGGAUGAAAGAUAAAAUGAAGGACUAUUCUGAUUUGAAAAUCAUCAUUCAACUGAGUAAAAAAGGUAAAGAAUCUAUCGUUGCAACACACUUCCCCUGUUCUUGUAUCGAGAACGGUGAGUGUCUGGUCAUACACUGUAAAACACAAGAGGUUGAAGAAACUAAAAUCCAACAUGACGAAUUAUUACCAAGAGAUAAAUAUUUUAUCUUCUACAUUGCUACAAAGGCAGGUGUAAAUGCCAGAAAAGAGAAACGUUUUAGAAGCAAAAGUGUGAAAGAAUUUGAUUAUCUCUGUGUCUAUGCAAAGAAAGGAACUUCUGUGAAAGAGGCUCUGGAAAGAGACGGUCGCUUUGUUGACCUUAAAGACUUCAAACUGUCUGAAGUCCAGAAUUCAAACCAACACACUCUGUGCACACAAAAGGUCGACAAUCUGGAUCAGAAAAAAUUCAAGAUAUGUCGAGAUAGAAAACCUGCAAACUAUGAAAAUGAACAGGUGAGCAGUGAGCAGCAGGGACAGGGGGGACAGGGGGGACAGCAAGGACAGGAGGAAUACCAGGAACAACUGAGUACAUCAAAACAGUCACAACAGAAGUUUAGCACCAAGUCAGUGUUAGAUGCAGCACAGAAGAGUGGAAUCAGUGUGAAAAGAGUGAUGGAAGAGACCGGUAGCAAGGUCAAUCCUGAGGAGAUUUAUAAAUUACUGUGUGAGCAGUUUCAGGAUCUGAAAAGUUUGAUGAAGAAAAGAUUUCCUGGUGAUUCUUAUCAGGAAGCUCUGGAGCUGAAGAAGGAGAACUUUGGAAAGAUCCAACAGUCUUUCAGUGAAGUUCACAGAGUCAGAGAGCUGCUCAGACUGGGUGGAUCAGUUUGUAAAAUCAUUGUUAGUGGUGUUUGGCAGGGAACAGGGUUUGUGCUGUUUGAUAGGUUGAUCCUGACUAAUGCACAUUUAUUUAAGGAUUGUGUUAAAGAAAACAAGCUGCAGGAGGAUAUAGAAGUUUAUGCCCUGUUUAACUAUGAUAAACCUGAGCCAUUCACUAAAUACUACAUCUUUACCGCAGAGAAAACGUUCAUUGACUUUGACUUGGAGCUAGAUUAUGCCAUUCUGGAGCUCAACCCUCAGGGCCAAAAACACAACCAAACAGGGGAAGCUGAAUUACCACCAGGGCUUCUGAGUAAAUUUGGUCCUCUACCUGACAAUGGUGAAGCCUGUCUGAUUGGUCACCCAGCAGGAGCAGUGAAACAAAUAGAUCCUACAUGCAUCAUUCCAAUGGAGAAGAGAGAGGAGGCUGUGGACAAACAAUUACAUCCCUACAAAGAACACUCUUCACUAUCCAAUCAAUCAGUCACUUGAUCCAAAAACAGGACAUUGACAGCAUAAUGAUAGGAGGAAGCAAAGCAGAUAAAGUUGUGACCUACAACACUUUCAUGCAUCACGGAGCUUCUGGCUCCCCAGUGUUUGAUGCUAGGUGCAGAGUUUUUGGUU
Messenger RNA from Acanthochromis polyacanthus (spiny chromis), 2061 nucleotides. RefSeq names its product translation initiation factor IF-2-like. The record is from RefSeq and is a predicted model, not a curated record. The transcript has 5 exons. Bases 211 to 1929 code for a protein of 572 amino acids. Lineage: Eukaryota; Metazoa; Chordata; Actinopteri; Pomacentridae.